Messenger RNA from Chlorella variabilis, 1380 nucleotides. RefSeq lists its product as hypothetical. Gene Ontology annotation, cellular component: membrane. The record is from RefSeq and is a predicted model, not a curated record. The coding region runs from base 1 to 1380 and encodes 459 amino acids. Gene Ontology annotation, molecular function: transmembrane transporter activity. Gene Ontology annotation, biological process: transmembrane transport. Lineage: Eukaryota; Viridiplantae; Chlorophyta; Trebouxiophyceae; Chlorellales; Chlorellaceae. The transcript is spliced from 4 exons.
AUGUUCUUCAUCGGCUACCUGGCACAGAUCCCAGCCAACAUGGCGUGCGUGGCACUGGGGCCCCGCCGCUGGCUGCCCAUGCUGCUCGUCGCCUGGGGCGCCGUGGCGAUGUGCUUUGCGGCGGUGGGGAGCAUGGCCAGCUUCCUGGCGCUGCGCCUGCUGCUGGGAGUGGCAGAGGCCGGCGCGUAUCCCGCCAUCAUGUACCUCCUGUCCCUCUUCUACCCGCCGCGCAGCCUGGGCCUGGCGUACACAUGCGUGGCUACGGCCACGGCUGUGGCGGGCCUGCUGGGCGCCCCGCUCGCGGCGGCGCUGAUGCUGCUGGAUGGCGCCGCAGGGCUGCGCGGCUGGCAGUGGCUGUUUCUGGCGGAGGGCAUGCUACCCAUCCUGCUGGCGGCAGCCCUGCCCUUCCUGCUGCCCUCCAGCCCGCUUACGGCGCGCUUCCUGGCGCCAGCGCAGCAGCAGUGGCUGUGGCGGGAGGUGCAGGGCCACGGCAAAGACAUCGAGCUUGUGGCGCCGCCACGCGCGGCAGCAGGGGCGCUUGACCAGGCAGGGAGCGAAGACGGCAACGCGCACGGCAGCACUUGUGUGGAGGACGUCGCGUUGCUGCAGUCGGAGCAGGCGGUGGCUGGGCGGGGCGGCCGGCCGGCUGCUGCCUGGGAGGCGGGAAAGGCAGCAGGCGAGGAGGAGCGGGGCGGCGGCGGUGACAGCGAGGGGGGGCGCUGGAGCGGCGGGCUGUCUGCGGCUGCCGUGCGGGCGGGGCUGCUGGACCGGCGCGUGUGGCACCUGUCGGCCGCCAUGCUGCUGAUCGAUGUGUGCAUGAACAGCUGCAACUUCUGGAUCCCCUCCAUCGUCAAGGCGGCCCUGCUGGGGCAGCUGCAGUCGGACGGAGGCGGCGGCAGCGCCGGCGCCAGCCCCACCACCGCGCUGCUGGUCAAGUCUUCGCUGCUGUCUGCGCUGCCAUUUUGUGGCGCCGCGCUGUGCAUGGUGGCCAACGCGCAGCAUGCCAAGCGCGCGGACGAGCGGCGCCUGCACACCGCGGUGCCCAUGCUGGCGGCGGCGCUGGGCCUGGCGGCCCUGCCCAUGCUGUCUGCCGCCGGCCCCGCACCCGCUCUGCUGGCACUCACGCUGGCUGCCAGCGGCAUCUGGGCCACCCACGGCCCCUUCUUCAGCUGGCCCUCGGCAUUCCUGGACCAGAGGUCUGCCGCCAUCGGCUUUGCCCUGGUGAAGACCGGCGGCGCGGUGGGCGGCUUUGCGGGGCCCUUCCUGGUGGGCGCGCUGGCAGACGCCUUCUCCGGAUACACGGCGGCCAUGGUGCUGCUGGCGGGCGUGGCAGCGGGGUCGGCGGCCCUGGUGUAUGUGUUUGACGACCGCCGGCCAUGA